CCCUCCCCCUCCAGCUUAUGGUGGUGGUGGUGGUGGAAAACAGGCCCAUCAUAAGCAACCUGUACGUGCGGGGGCUGCCGAGCCACGCGGACGAGCUGUUCCUUUAUCGAAGCUGUUCGCGCCCUUCGGAGCGCUGGAGGGUGUCAAGGCAGUGGUGCAGGAGCACCACGGCCACGAGGACGCCAUCGCGUACGUGAAGUUCGCGGUGGCCUCGGAUGCCGCAGCGGCCAUUGAGGCGCUAAACGAGACGACGUUGCCGGAUGGCUGCCUUAUCAAUGUUCACGUGAAGAGGCCGUCCGCGAAGGGAAAGGGCAAAGGGUAGGAUGCGCCUCAGUUGGCCUGGAACCGGCCCUGUCGUUUCCGCCGCGGCCAAUUUCGGAAUGCGCUGACCUGUGAUGCCUGGCGCCCAACAAGUUAUGUGCUUCCCCGCAUCUCCGGGGGGCAUCGUCUGUCCUCAA
Prorocentrum cordatum is the source of this 458-nucleotide messenger RNA. Lineage: Eukaryota; Dinophyceae; Prorocentrales; Prorocentraceae. The record is from the annotation of a GenBank genome assembly.